AUGCAAGCCCGAAUUAUUUGUUUUUUUCUGGAAACAGGAUUGUUGAUUCUUUUCUUUUGGUGCUUUUCAGCGAGGAAAAUGGACAGCAGUUUCAAUAAAGAUAUGGAUAUAGAGAUAAAAAAGAAAAUAUCUGUUCACUGGUUCCGCCAUGGUCAGCGUAUCCAUGACAACCCAGCUCUUGUUGAUGCUGUGAAAGACUGUGAUGAGUUUUAUCCAAUCUUCAUUUUUGAUGGCAAGGUUGCUGGAACGGAACUUUGUGGUUACAAUCGGUGGCGAUUCUUGCUUGAGAAUUUGAAAGAUUUGGAUGAGUCCUUUUCCAAGUUUGGUGGCAGGCUGUACUGUUUCCAUGGACAACCUAUGGAUAUUUUCCAGAAACUGUUUAAAGAAUGGAAUGUUAACUACAUUACUGCUGAAGAAGAUCCGGAGCCAAUAUGGCAGGACCGAGACAAUAGCAUUAAGAAGCUGUGUGAGAAAUCUGGAGUAACUUGUAAGUUCUUUACAUCACACACACUAUACUCGCCCCAGGACAUAAUUGCCAAAAAUGGUGGUACCCCACCUCUGACUCUGGAACUGUUUCAGUUGGUUAUAACAUCACUUGGCCCACCAUUGCGCCCCCUACCACAACCUGAUUUACAAGAUGUUAAUAUGCCAGUGCCUAAGAAUUUUAAAAAAUUUGCAUUGCCCACUUUAGAAUUCUUUGGAAUUGAACCAGAAUUUGAAGAACAAAAGAAACCACUGAAUGUUUUUGUUGGGGGUGAAACGAGAGCUUUAAACUUAUUGAAGGCUCGACUUGAAAAGGAAAAAGCUUCCUUUGAGCAAGAUUCAUGCCAGCCAAAUCAUCAGGAACAGCCAGAACUGAUGGCAAAGGCUGUCAGUUUGAGUCCUUAUUUACGCUUUGGUUGUGUCUCUAUCCGUAGAACUUACUGGGGAAUUUGUGACAUGUACACGAAGGUUCACAAUAAAGAGCCUCCAAGUGAGGUUGUCUGCCAGCUUUAUUGGCGAGAGUACUUCUAUAUCAUGUCUGUUGGAAACCUCAACUAUGACAAAAUAGAGAAUAACCCAAUCUGUCUAAAAAUCAAUUGGCAAAAGAAUGAUGAGCACUUAAGGAAAUGGGAGCUUGGACAAACUGGUUAUCCAUGGAUCGAUGCCAUCAUGAACCAGCUCCGAUUUGAAGGCUGGAAUCAUCAUGUUGGGCGUCAUGCUGUCUCUUGUUUCCUAACCCGUGGUGAUCUCUGGAUCAGCUGGGAGGAUGGUCUGAAAGUAUUUCUUAAAUAUCAGCUGGAUGCUGAUUGGUCUGUUUGUGCUGGCAACUGGAUGUGGGUGUCAAGUUCUGCUUUUGAAAAAGCAUUACAGUGCCCUACAUGUUAUUCCCCAGUCAUGUAUGGUAUGCGGAUGGACAGAAAUGGCGAGUUUGUACGUACGUAUGUCCCUGUCCUUAAAGAUAUGCCACUGAAGUAUUUGUUUUGCCCAUGGAAAGCUCCUUUGGAAGUCCAGAAGGCAGCCAAUUGCAUCAUUGGCAAAGAUUAUCCUGAACCCAUCUGUUCUCACCGAGAUAUGUCCAGAGUGAAUAUGUCGAAAAUGUAUAGGGUCAAGGAGAAGCUCCUUAAAGCUGAUAUCCCACAUUGUGCUCCAACUGGUGAAAUGGAAGUGUGGAAGUUUGCUUGGCUCCCACCCAUUGAGCAUCAUGAUCUGGCUCACAAUUUGUAG
This is a messenger RNA of Acanthosepion pharaonis, 1707 nucleotides long. The record is from the annotation of a GenBank genome assembly. NCBI's taxonomy places the organism in Eukaryota, Metazoa, Mollusca, Cephalopoda, Sepiida, Sepiidae.